AUGGGAGACGUUUGGUUAUUAGAAUAUGAUAAUGCUCAAAAGUUGCUUAAUCAAGUUGCAACAGAUGUCAAGAAUUAUGAAGUACAGAUGCGAUCUAAUCCCUCGAUGGCAACAAAGAACAAUGCUACUGGGAUUAGAAGAGGUCUCGUCAAUGUAACGACAGAGCUCUCUAGAUUAAUGGAUACACUUACAUAUGGAAAUCUUAGAAUCAAUGAAAGAGAAUUGAUUCGAAGACGUCAAUUGGUAGAAUCACUAGUUACAGCUAAAAACAAUCUAUCUGCUGCCUUUGAAAGAGCUGUAAAUAAUACUUCGGCAAAAGACGAAUUAUUUGGAGGGGAUAGUGGAAGAAGACAAUGGGGAAAACCAAAAGAGACAGAGGUUACCAAAGAAUGGAAUAACCAACAAGUUUUUGACAGAAAUAAUCAUAUCAUGAAGGAACAAGACGAAUCUCUAGAUGUUUUGUCUCAAAGUAUCAUGAGACAAAAGGUUAUGGCUGAACAUAUGAAUGCAGAAGUAACAUUACAUAAUGAACUUUUGGAUGAUGUUGAAAUUGGAGUUGAAAGAGUUCAUGGACGUUUGGUAAAUACAAACGAUAAGAUGGAACAUCUGACAAAAAAUGCAGGAAGUACUUGCUUAAUUGUAAUUAUAGUAGUUUUAAUUUUGUUUAUUGUUGCUUUAUUGGCAACUGAUUCUGGUUGUAAGAUUUAUAAUGAUCCAAAUCAUUGUCCAUAA
Molecule: messenger RNA, 732 nt
Organism: Cavenderia fasciculata
Lineage: Eukaryota; Evosea; Eumycetozoa; Acytosteliales; Cavenderiaceae
Gene: syn8B
Product: putative syntaxin 8
Exons: 4
Coding region: 1-732 (243 amino acids)
Biological process (GO): vesicle fusion; intracellular protein transport
Cellular component (GO): SNARE complex; endomembrane system
Molecular function (GO): SNARE binding; SNAP receptor activity
Source: RefSeq, a predicted model, not a curated record